AUGGCGGUGAAGGAAUCGCUGCCAGUCUUUGACCUGGGUGAGCUCAUCAGCAUGAGCGCCACCGCCACGCCCGACUCUUGGUCAGCGGACCAUGCAGCAAGACUUCAAGAGGAGACCCGGCUGUUCUACGGGCUGGGCACCGCCCACAAGAUGGAAAGCGUGCUGCGCACUGUGCGGAAGUAUGUGUGCGCGGGCCGGGAGGUGGAGCAGAUGGUGCACGGGCAGAUGGAGGACAGCUCCUUGAUGCUCUCAGUGCUGAAUGUGCUGCGCCUACUGCAGAGGUUUGGAUUCCUGCCGAACCUUUCCACUUUCCAGGAGCUGCAGGGGCCCCUGCUACGGAUCUUGGACGGGCGCACCGACCUGCUGAACCUCCGAGAGGUGGAGCUGCAGCUGGAUGUGAGGGAUGUCAAGCCGGACCAUUUCGGCAUGGGCAGCGGCUCGUUGAGUGACGAUGCUGUGGUGCCGCUGCUGAGAGACGAAGAGGCCAGGUGGUCCGAUAUGGCAGCUUCACGGCCAACCGCUUAA
Messenger RNA from Effrenium voratum, 525 nucleotides. NCBI's taxonomy places the organism in Eukaryota, Dinophyceae, Suessiales, Symbiodiniaceae. The record is from the annotation of a GenBank genome assembly.